Molecule: messenger RNA, 4155 nt
Organism: Serendipita indica DSM 11827
Lineage: Eukaryota; Fungi; Basidiomycota; Agaricomycetes; Sebacinales; Serendipitaceae
Source: the annotation of a GenBank genome assembly
AUGUCGACCCAAAAGCCAGCCAAGGCUAAGAAAUCGCACAAGAGUGCGAAUACGUCUCAGUCUUCGUCUGUCGCGGAGGGUUCGUCCAGCAAGAAGCAGCAAGUGUACGACACUGUCAACGUCGGCCUCGAUGUAAUGGCGAAUGUAGCUGAAGGGUCGGAUAUUCUUGCGCCUCUCAAGGCAGCUUGUAAAACUACAAAGUCUAUCCUCGAUGUCAUGCAGGCACGUUGGCGAAUUGUGGCAAUAGAUAGCAACCAAGAGGAUUGGAAGGAUCUAACGCAACGCCUGGGAGAGUAUAAGACUGCACUCGAGGAACAAACCGCCUUGAUCGGCAAAUACCCCAUAGCGGACAAGGACGUCUACGAGGCGCUCAACCAGCCGCUUGCCCGAUAUAUGGAGCUUCUGAAAGGGAUGCAAACCAUGGUCGUCAAUUUACAGGAGAAACGCAAGCAAAGCAAACUCGGUGUAUUCAAAGCGUUCAGCAAAGUUAAGGUCGAUGCGGGAGAGAUUCGUCGAUUCAAUCGGGAUAUCGAGGACCGACAUAGGCAGUUGAUGAGUGCAUUGACUCUUUUUAUUGCGUUACUGGUUCAAGCCAACGCCGACUCCACUGCGAUACUUCAGCUACCGACUGUAGACUUCGUAGCGUCCUCAGUUCAUAGUCGCUGUUUGGAGGGAACACGCGAGGCUGUUCUCAAGAUGAUCUGGGACUGGGCCAAUGGCGAUGCAUCGGACAAGCCGAUAUUCUGGCUCUGCGAUAUCGCUGGCUCCGGCAAGUCCACAGUCGCAAUGUCCGCAUUGGAGACAUGGCAGAGGGAAGGAACGCUAGGUGGCCGAUUCUUCUUCUCCAUGGCAAGUAACGAGGCCUCCACGACCGACAAAUUCUGUCCCACCAUUGCAAGAAAUCUCGCCCACUACAUUCCCCAGCUCGGGCCCCACAUUGCUGAUGCCAUCAAACGCAAUCCCUCUUUCAUGCAAAGCUCUCUUGGAGAGCAGUUUCAAACCCUCGUCACUACUCCUAUCCUUCGUCGGCAACAGCGUGUGAUCCUCGUCAUCGACGCUGUCGACGAGUGUAAAUCUGGAACACAGCGUAAACAGCUGCUCGACGCCCUUUGUGUGGCCGUUCAAGAGUGCAAGAACCUCAAGAUAUUCAUGACAAGUAGACCAGAUCCUGUCAUCCAGUCGACCCUUGAGACCGUCUCGAUCAAGGCCAAAGUGGAGAACCGCCUUCACGAUGUCAACCACCCAGAUAACGUUGAUGACAUCGCUGCCUAUAUACAUCGAUCGCUCGAUGGGAUUCUAUCUCCUGACAAGAGGCAGCAACUAGUCGAAAAGGCCCAAGGACUGUUCAUCUGGGCGAGCACUGCUUGCCGGAUGCUGAACAGUGAAGCCACAUGGGACACGCCAGAGAACGUCUAUGAUCGAUUGAUCUCAGUGGACAAGGCGGGAGACAUAGACGACGUAUAUGGUCUCAUCUUCGAGCGGAUAGACCCAAAGGCUCAAGAGUCGAUGUGUAAAAUGCUGGCCCUACUGCUGGCAGCGUUCGAGCCGCUCACAGUCGACGAGGUGCAGGACAUCCUGACGCAUGUCAAAGUACGCGGGAGCGUCAAGAUGUUGGUGCAGAAUCUAGGAAGCGUACUGAGCGUGGAUGAAAGGACGCAGCUAAUCCAAUUUCGCCACCCCACGCUUGUUGAGUACCUUCAACGGUGCUCCAUGACUCCAUCUACCAGCAAAUUCUCCAUUAAACUCGCAGAGGCUCAUGGACAAGCUGCGUCCUGGUGUCUCAACCGCCUCACAUCACGGACCGAUGGGCUCAAGUUCAACAUAUGUCAAAUCGAAUCAUCUUUCUUCCUCAAUAAGCAGAUUCCGAAUCUUGCCGACAGAAUAUCCAAGUUUAUCCCACGGCAACUUCAAUACGCAAGCUCGCAUUGGUGUUUCCACAUCAUGAAAAGUGACGAUAGCUGGCGACGCACAGUCAAGAAAGAACUUGAACAAUUGACGGAAGCAUCCUACGCGCUAUAUUGGAUGGAGGUGCUGAGUUUUACGAGGGGACUACCACGAGCAAUAAACGGCCUUCGAGCAAUUGUACGUCACAUGGGACUUGAAGAGGAGACAAGAAAGAGGAUGACCGAGAUCCGGCGGUUUAUGAUGGCAUAUUCCGUGCCGAUCCAAGAGAGUGCUCCACACAUCUACAUUUCUGCGCUUCCGUUCAGUCCGAAAGAGUCAAAACUGCACACUGACGGCUUGAUAAAGUACAGGAGGACGCUUAAAGUGAUGGAGGGACUUGAGGCAAUGUAUUCCAGACUUCCGAGAGCUCUUCGAGGCCAUCAAGAUGCGGUGAUGGCCGUCGGAUUCUCGCCAGACGGCUCACGAAUCGUCUCUGGCUCUUCCGACAGGACUAUUCGACUGUGGGAGGCAGACACCGGCCAGCCAUUGGGAGAGGCGCUCCGAGGUCAUGAAUAUCCUGUGAUGGCCAUCGGAUUCUCGCCAGACGGCUCACGAAUCGUCUCUGGCUCUUCCGACAGGACUAUUCGACUGUGGGAGGCAGACACUGGCCAGCCAUUGGGAGAGCCACUCCGAGACGGCUCACGAAUCGUCUCUGGCUCGGCCGACAGGACUAUUCGACUGUGGGAGGCAGACACUGGCCAGCCAUUGGGAGAGCCACUCCAAGGUCAUGAGGGAGAGAUCAAUGCCGUCGGAUUCUCGCCAGACGGCUCACGAAUCGUCUCUGGCUCUUCCGACAGGACUAUUCGACUGUGGGAGGCAGACACUGGCCAGCCAUUGGGAGAGCCACUCCGAGGUCAUGAAGGAAUUAUCUGCGCCGUCGGAUUCUCGCCAGACGGCUCACGAAUCGUCUCUGGCUCUUCCGACGGGACUAUUCGCCUGUGGGAGGCAGACACUGGCCAGCCAUUGGGAGAGCCACUCCGAGGUCAUAAGCAUUGGGUGAGGGCCGUCGGAUUCUCGCCAGACGGCUCACGAAUCGUCUCUGGUUCUUCCGACAGGACUAUUCGACUGUGGGAGGCAGACACUGGCCAGCCAUUGGGAGAGCCACUCCGGGGUCAUGAGGAUUGGGUGAGGGCCGUCGGAUUCUCGCCAGACGGCUCACGAAUCGUCUCUGGCUCUUCGACAGGACUAUUCGACUGUCAUGAAGGAAUUAUCUGGGCCAUCGGAUUCUCGCCAGACGGCUCACGAAUCGUCUCUGGCUCUUCCGACGGGACUAUUCGACUGUGGGAGGCAGACACUGGCCAGCCAUUGGGAGAGCCACUCCGAGGUCAUGAAUAUCCUGUGAGGGCCGUCGGAUUCUCGCCAGACGGCUCACGAAUCGUCUCUGGCUCGGACGACAGGACUAUUCGACUGUGGGAGGCAGACACUGGCCAGCCAUUGGGAGAGCCACUCCGAGGUCAUGAAGGAAUUAUCUGCGCCGUCGGAUUCUCGCUAGACGGCUCACGAAUUGUUUCUGGCUCUGACGACAGGACUAUUCGACUGUGGGAGGCAGACACCGGCCAGCCAUUGGGAGAGCCACUCCAAGGUCAUGAGGGAGAGAUCAAUGCCGUCGGAUUCUCGCCAGACGGCUCACGAAUCGUCUCUGGCUCUUCCGACGGAACUAUUCGACUGUGGGAGGCAGACACCGGCCAGCCAUUGGGAGAGCCACUCCGAGGUCAUGAGGGAGGGAUCAAUGCCGUCGGAUUCUCGCCAGACGGCUCACGAAUCGUCUCUGGCUCGGACGACAGGACUAUUCGACUGUGGGAGGCAGACACUGGCCAGCCAUUGGGAGAGCCACUCCGGGGUCAUGAGGAUUGGGUGAGGGCCGUCGGAUUCUCGCCAGACGGCUCACGAAUCGUCUCUGGCUCGGACGACAGGACUAUUCGACUGUGGGAGGCAGACACUGGCCAGCCAUUGGGAGAACCACUCCGAGGUCAUGAAGGAAUUAUCUGGGCCAUCGGAUUCUCGCCAGACGACUCGCGAAUCGUCUCUGGCUCUUCCGACGGGACUAUUCGACUGUGGGAGGCAGACACUGGCCAGCCAUUGGGAGAGGCACUCCAAGGUCAUGAAGGUCCAGUGAUGGCCGUCGGAUUCUCCCCAGAUAGCUUACAAAUCGUUUCUGGCUCAGAAGAUGGGACAGUUCGAUUAUGGAAUACAGAUACUGGUCAGUUGUAG